AGUGUUUUCUGAUUCUCUUCUGUUCUGUUCUUAGUUCUCCACAAAGGAACAUUCACAGUAUCUGGCCCUCUGGUCCAACCCACCCUGGCCUGGGUGGGGGAAGAUGUCCUGCUGUCCUGUCACCUCUCCCCUAAGAUGGAUGCUCGAGAAAUGACUGUGAAAUGGGUCAGAGGUUCACUGGUUGUGCACAUGUACCGCAUGGGGAAUGAGAUGGAGGAAGUCCAGGCCCCUGCAUUCCAAGGGAGGACAAAGAUGCUGAGAGAGGACAUGGCUGAGGGGAAGGUGACUGUGAGAAUUCACCUGGUCCAGCUGUCUGACACCGGCCUGUACACAUGCUAUUUCCAGGCAGGCAUCUUUUACAAUGAAACCAGCUUUGACCUUCAGGUAGCAGAACGCCAGAAGCUACCAUUGUCAGUGGCUGGCCCCGCUCAGCUCAUUCAGGCCAAGGAAGGGGAAGAUGUCACACUCUCCUGUGACAUCUCCCCCACGAUGGAUGCUCGGGACAUAACUGUGAACUGGUUCAGAAACCAGACCCUUGUGUACAGGUACCCAAACGGGGAGAACCUGGAGGAAUCCCAGGGCACUGAGCUCCAGGGAAGGACAAAGCUGCUGAAACAUGACAUGGCUGAGGGGAAGGCGACCUUGAGCAUACAGCAGGUCCAGGUCUCUGACUCUGGUCCGUACACAUGCCAGAUGCAGUCACCUACCUAUCACAGUGAAGCCCACAUUGAACUGCAGAUAGCAGAGUGUCUCCCCACAUCUCAGAAGACACUUCCUAUAAUGAUUGCUGCUGUAGUCCUGGUGGUCUUCACUGGUUCCCUCAUGGUGACUUGUUUCUUCUGCAAAACAAAAUUCCAGAGCAGAGAUUAUUCCAUGAUGUCCAGCUCCAGAAGAAGGACAGAGAAGCAGCAGGGACCCACCUCCCUCUCCUGGGAAGCUCCAGCUUCCCCUCAGGCCACCAGCUGGAGAAUCUAUUGAUCCUUUCUUGAAACAGGAAGGGGAAGGCUGGGCAGUAUGACUAGAGAACAGGGCCUUGUUUUGUCCCCCCUUUCCCUCCCUACAUCGAGGACCAUAUGCAGUACAAUCAUGUUAAACACAUUA
This is a messenger RNA of Vombatus ursinus (common wombat), 1101 nucleotides long. Its product is annotated as butyrophilin subfamily 1 member A1-like. Gene Ontology annotation, cellular component: external side of plasma membrane. Gene Ontology annotation, molecular function: signaling receptor binding. The record is from RefSeq and is a predicted model, not a curated record. Gene Ontology annotation, biological process: T cell receptor signaling pathway; regulation of cytokine production. The coding region runs from base 136 to 978 and encodes 280 amino acids. The transcript has 4 exons. NCBI's taxonomy places the organism in Eukaryota, Metazoa, Chordata, Mammalia, Diprotodontia, Vombatidae.